UCGCACGGAAAACAAAAUGGUUUCUUUAAAUUGCAGUGAGCCUCUUUCUGCUUCUGAUCUUCUUGCCAGUGCUGCUUCCCCUUGUGAACACAACAUGGCAGUACCUCAUUCUGGAGAGGUAUCGUUGCUCACUCUUCUUGAAAACAAUGCCAGCCCCUCCCUGCCUUUGGGAGAACAGUUUAAUAAUGCAACUGUGACCAUAGAAGAGAAUGGUGAAGAUAGAGGUGGCCUUAAAGAGGUUGAAGGAAUUCUUUUGUCCCAGUUUAUGAAAGCAGUAGAGGAUUCAAAGGAAACAACUUCACUGACCCAAUUAAAACUCCCAGACUUUUGUGCUCAGAUUUCUGGGGACUUCUCUCCUACACUUGAGGAAAUUGAGGAGUUUUUAAAGGAAAACAUGGAUCUAAUUAGGGAAGAACUGGCUGAAAAGCAGCCCAUUCCUGGCACGUGGCUGCAGGGCUGCAUGACUAAUGAGCAUGUGACUCAAACUACAGGCCCAGCUCAGCCAUCUGAGGAUGUGCCAACUCCAGAGACACCAGAUGCUUCCGCCAGUUCACCUUCUGCAACAGGCAGUAUUCCUGUUCUACUUCAAAUCCAGCCUGUGUCUGUGCCUGGUGCUGCUUCUUUGGCACAGAGCCCUACAGGUGGUGUGCGCCUUACACAGCUUGUAAUCAGUGUACAAGGCCAAAGCCUGUCAUUGGCCCCAAUCCCAGGGCCUGCUUCACCUGGGGACCAAAAGUAUGUUAGAAUUGCCCCCUUGCCAGUGGCAGUCAGACCCUUGACUAUAGGAGGUGUAUUUGUGAGCGAAGGACAGCAGAAGAUCCAAAAGGGAACACCAGCUGUAAUCAGGGUUCAUAAGUGUAGUCACCCUGGCUGUAACAAAAUGUACACCAAAAGUUCACACCUUAAGGCGCACUUUCGACGGCACACGGGGGAAAAACCUUAUGUCUGCACUUGGCCAGAGUGUGGUUGGAGAUUCUCUCGUUCUGAUGAGCUUUCAAGACACAAGAGGUCCCACUCUGGUGUGAAGCCAUAUCAGUGUACAGUGUGUGAUAAGAAGUUUGCCCGCAGUGACCAUUUGUCUAAACACAUGAAGAUACAUCGUGGCCAGCGAGUUGGUGGUUGUCGGACACCACGAACCAGCACUUAAUAUUGUUUGGUUUUUAGUAUUGUUCCACUAUCUGGCCAGCCUGAAAUACUUGUUGCUUCAACUAUAACAUGUACAUAAUCCUUGGAUGCAACCUGCAAAAAGACUUACUGUACACGACCAAUAAAGUAUAGCCACUUUAAUUCAAUCAAGACUAGUGGGGCAUGCGUAAUGUUAUAGAACACUGUAUUGCAGGCUUUUCUUGACUGUUAUGAUACAA
This is a messenger RNA of Nanorana parkeri, 1364 nucleotides long. Its product is annotated as Krueppel-like factor 15. The record is from RefSeq and is a predicted model, not a curated record. The transcript has 2 exons. Gene Ontology annotation, biological process: regulation of transcription by RNA polymerase II. Lineage: Eukaryota; Metazoa; Chordata; Amphibia; Anura; Dicroglossidae. Gene Ontology annotation, molecular function: DNA-binding transcription factor activity, RNA polymerase II-specific; RNA polymerase II cis-regulatory region sequence-specific DNA binding. The coding region runs from base 17 to 1147 and encodes 376 amino acids.